GGAAGUGGCGUCGGAGGAAGACGCCUGCAUACGCGGAAGUGUCGUUCUCCGUGUGUUUCUUGCGAUGUGUUGUGUGUGAUUGGGAAUGUAUUAAUUUGGCUUUGAUGUCGGUGCUCUACAUGGAUAAAUUAAGUCGUAUUUAUGAGCGUUAUCAGGAGUAUGUGAGGUCGAACCCGGCAGCCGCGUCUCAUCUGGAGAGCGCAGGUCGCGCGCUGAGCUACCUGAUUGCAGGUCGCUUCUCAGACUCUCAUGAAAUCUCAGAGUUGGUCUACUCGGCAUCUAACCUUCUAGUGCUGCUGAACGAUGGUAUCUUGAGGAAGAAUCUCUCUCGGACAUUGCCUAUGACUCUCUCUCAACAGAGACUGUUAACUUGGUUGUCUGUACUGGAGUAUGUGGAGGUAUUCACUGAGAUGGGGGCUGCCAAGCUGUGGGGCGAAGCUGGACGCUGGCUAGUUAUUGUUCUUAUUCAGAUUGCCAAAGCAAUCCUGCGUUGUCUCUUGCUUUUCUGGUACAAAUCGGGCAUCCAGACGUCACCACCUAUAAUUCCUCUGGACAGGGAUUCUCAGCUCUGUAGUCAAGAGAACAAUGCAGAAGAAGAUGAUGAGGACACUUCUUUUGUGGGCCAGCGUUCAGGAAGAGUGGUGAGACCACUGGGAAGCGCACCAUCGUUACAGUCUCGUCUUUGGGGUCUCCCUCGGAAAAACACAAAAAAUAGGAAUCGAGAAGAGGAGCUUCACUCAAGCCCCACACCUCUGGGUCUGCAGGAAACCAUCGCAGAGUCCCUGUACAUCGCAAGGCCGCUUGUUCAUUUGGCCAGUCUUGGGAUUUGCGGAAAACGUUCCUGGAAACCUUGGAUCAUCUCUGGUCUCUUAGAGAUAACCAGUUUCGGUUUGUUGAGUGACUUCAAGACGCUGAACCGCAGAGAGAGGGCUGAGAUGAGGAGACGGGCUUUCCUUCUCCUCUACUACCUGCUCCGCUCCCCCUUCUAUGACCGAUACUCUGAGACAAAGAUCCUCUUCCUUCUUCACUUCUUGGCAGAUUAUGUUCCCGGAGUCGGUUUGGUUGCGCGUCCGCUGAUGGAGUACUUGCCCAUUUGGCAGAAGAUCUACUUUUAUAACUGGGGCUGACGUCAAAGUGAAUCUUCCACAGAUCAGCGCCGCCAAAAUGUUAGUAGAAUGAGAGGAAGCCAUUUAGAGGAUGCGACACACAAGGACUCAAAUCACACCUGUGCCAGAACAUUACCACAUUUAUUGAGGAGUUUUGCAGUCAGGGAGUUAAAGGUACACUGCUGGCGUAUGAGAAUAUAUAUCUGGAUAAUGAUUUUCCGAAUGCUGUUUUGUUUAUCUUUUAGCUUUCACAAUUUUAUGCAUCUGAGCCUUUUUCUUACACUUUUU
Molecule: messenger RNA, 1394 nt
Organism: Sinocyclocheilus rhinocerous
Lineage: Eukaryota; Metazoa; Chordata; Actinopteri; Cypriniformes; Cyprinidae
Gene: pex16
Product: peroxisomal biogenesis factor 16
Exons: 11
Coding region: 105-1127 (340 amino acids)
Biological process (GO): peroxisome organization
Cellular component (GO): peroxisomal membrane
Source: RefSeq, a predicted model, not a curated record